UUUCUCAAUAUAAAUAAACAACUCGUGAAAAUUUAUGCUAAUUUAUUUUACGUAUUCUUGUGAGAAUAGGAUGAUGAACUUGUGGAAAAUGAGAAUUAAUUGCUUAUUUUUAAUUACUCUUGGAUUAGUAAUAUCAGUGAACUGUUUGAAAUUACCAAAUUAUAUAACAGCAUGUUCACGAUCAGAUCCAAAUUUAAACGAGUGUGCUGUGAAAAAUGCAAAUGAUGCUAUAUCAGAGUUAGUUAAAGGUGAUAAGAAAUAUCGCAUACCAGCAUUAAAUCCAUUAGUGAUCCCAGAAAUUUUAAUUGAUUCAAAUGGCCAAUUAAGAAUUCAAUUAAAUAAUGUACAUGUUUAUGGAUUGAAAAAUACUGUAGUUACUCAUAUGGAUAUAGAUUUAAAAAACCAAGUUUUGGGCGCAAGUGUUUCUAUACCCCAUUUAAAUAUCCAAGCUGAUUAUGAUGUUAAGGGUAGGAUAUUAGUGUUGCCAAUUAACGGAGAAGGGCCAGCCAAUAUUACAGCAGUGAAUGGCGUGUAUACAAUGCACUUCAAGUAUAGUUUAUUUGAAAAAAAUGGCGUCAAAUAUGGCAAAAUUCAUGACGAUAGCAUUGAAUAUCACAUUAAGAGAGCAUAUUUUUAUUUGGAUAACCUUUUCAAUGGCAAUAAACAGCUAAGUGAACAAAUGAAUCAAAUAUUAGAUGAUAACUGGAAUGAAGUAUUAAAAGAUUUGGGACCAGCAAUUACUACUGCUGUAAGUGCAAUAGUUAAGCAAAUAUUUACGGCUGUAUUAGAUCAUGUACCAUACGAUGAAAUAUUUCUUCCAUAAUUUUGAUAAUUAUUCAUCAAUU
This is a messenger RNA of Chrysoperla carnea, 845 nucleotides long. RefSeq names its product protein takeout-like. The transcript has 6 exons. Bases 35 to 823 code for a protein of 262 amino acids. NCBI's taxonomy places the organism in Eukaryota, Metazoa, Arthropoda, Insecta, Neuroptera, Chrysopidae. The record is from RefSeq and is a predicted model, not a curated record.